Molecule: messenger RNA, 1527 nt
Organism: Phaeoacremonium minimum UCRPA7
Lineage: Eukaryota; Fungi; Ascomycota; Sordariomycetes; Togniniales; Togniniaceae
Product: putative molybdopterin biosynthesis protein moeb protein
Exons: 3
Coding region: 1-1527 (508 amino acids)
Biological process (GO): cyclic threonylcarbamoyladenosine biosynthetic process
Cellular component (GO): mitochondrial outer membrane
Molecular function (GO): tRNA threonylcarbamoyladenosine dehydratase activity; ubiquitin-like modifier activating enzyme activity
Source: RefSeq, a predicted model, not a curated record
AUGUCCUCGUUUCUUACCCGCGCGGCGGAGAACUCCAAAGUUCAGUUCGCUGCGACCGCUGUGGUCUCCGGCGCCAUCGUUGCCGCGGGUAUCCUAGGCUACCAGCGGCUGGCGCAAGAGGAGAGGGUAUCGAGGUUGAAGCACUCGAUACCGGAGCCUGGCGACGAUCACCCGCUCCAGAAGCUAACCAGCCUCGGCACCAUCCCUGCCCCCGACAAGGAAGACCUACGAAAUGCCGCCCUCGCGCGUCGUGCGCAAGCCGGAGACUUCGAUGAUGAGCUCAUACUUGAGCAAUUGGCCCGGAACCGCGUAUUCCUCGGACCCGAGGGCUUAGAGAAACUGCGCAAUUCGUUCGUGGUUGUCGUCGGGUGCGGCGGUGUCGGAAGCCAUUGCACAGCGGCCCUUGCGCGAUCCGGUGUGUCAAAGAUACGGCUGGUCGAUUUCGAUCAGGUUACACUUAGCAGCCUGAACCGGCAUGCCGUGGCGACCUUGGCAGACGUCGGUAUUCCCAAGGUGCAGUGCCUUCAUCGUCGUCUGAUUGCAAUCGCGCCGUGGGUCAAGUUCGACCUGCGCCUGGAGAAGUUCGACGCCAAGAGCGCGGCGGCGCUGCUUGCGCCAUGGGCGGAGAACGGGCAGAAGCCGGACUAUGUGGUGGAUGCGAUUGACAAUAUCGACACGAAGGUGGCGCUGCUUAAAUACUGCUAUGACGAGAAGAUUCCCGUGAUCUCCGCCAUGGGCGCCGGGACAAAGAGCGACCCGACGAGGAUAGUCGUGGGUGACAUCGGGACCAGCACAGAUGACCGCUUAUCGAGGGCGACCCGGAGACGGUUGAAGCUCCUUGGAGUCACAAGCGGCAUUCCGAUUGUCUUUUCCACCGAGAAGACUGGGGAAGGCAAGGCUCAGCUGCUGCCACUGCCCGAGGAAGAGGUACAUAAAGGUUCUGUUGGUGAUCUGGGCGUUUUGCCCGAUUUCCGUGUGCGGAUAUUGCCAGUCCUCGGCACGAUGCCGGCAGUCUUUGGUUACACGGCUGCAAACCACAUCAUUCUUAGUAUCACUGGAUAUCCUCACGACUACGUCCCAGCUAAAGGAUCACACAAAUUGUAUGAUAGUGUUCACGCAGCACUACAGGCGCUCGAGGAGAAGCUGGUCCGAACGACAGAACCGGGGCCCACUGAUCUCGCUCUUGGCUUGAAGAUUCCCUUGACAAUUGGCGACCUGGCAUUCCUGGUCGAAGAGAUCUACAGAGCUCGUAGUGCCAUCACCGGAGUUCCAACACGUUUGGUGCUUGUAAGAUGGAGAAAACCAGAGGGCAGCACUAUGAUCAAGAUUGGCGAGGGCAUAGACCAGCAAAGAUCAUCAAACGUCAGGAUGCAGGAUCUAGUAUGCAUGACCAAAGAAGAGGCAGCCGUGCACGACAAGGAGGUGUACAAGGGUGGCAAGGCCCCCGAGGACCUUUAUGAUGCGGAGACCGUCAAGCGUGUUGAGGCCCGUCUAGAAGAGAUUGCGGAGUACGAGAAGCUGAGGUGA